This is a messenger RNA of Acomys russatus (golden spiny mouse), 489 nucleotides long. RefSeq names its product interleukin 17F (gene Il17f). Gene Ontology annotation, cellular component: extracellular region. The record is from RefSeq and is a predicted model, not a curated record. The transcript has 3 exons. Gene Ontology annotation, molecular function: cytokine activity. Gene Ontology annotation, biological process: inflammatory response. Bases 1 to 489 code for a protein of 162 amino acids. Lineage: Eukaryota; Metazoa; Chordata; Mammalia; Rodentia; Muridae.
AUGAAGGGCCCGUGUGAGACAGCCAUGGUCAAGUUCCUGCUAUUGCUGAUGUUGGGGCUUGCCAUCCUGAGGGGGGUAGCAGCUCGGAAGAACCCCAAAACAGGGCCUCCUGCCCUCCAGAAGACUGGGAAUUGCCCUCCUCUGGGGGAGGACAAGAGUGUGAGAGUUGACAUUCGCAUCUUCAAUCAAAACCAGGGUAUCUCUGUCUCACGUGAUUUCCAGAACCGCUCCAGCUCCCCAUGGGAUUACAACAUCACCCGCGACCCCCACCGGUUCCCCUCAGAGAUUGCUGAGGCUCAGUGCAGAUAUUCAGGCUGCAUCAAUGCCCAGGGACAGGAAGACAGCUCCAUGAACUCCGUUGCCAUCCAGCAGGAAAUCCUGGUCCUUCGGAGGGAGCCCCAGGGCUGUUCUAAUUCCUUCAGGUUGGAGAAGAUGCUGGUGAAAGUUGGCUGCACCUGCGUCACUCCCAUCAUCCACCACGCGUCCUGA